CACUCACACACAAAACACACCAAGGCGCCCAAAUAAACCAAUCCAAAACUUUCCCACCUCUCAAAUUCAACUCAAUCCUUAACAAUGGCUCCUCUCAAGGUCGGCGACAGCUUCCCGGACGGCGUCAAGUUCGAAUGGGCCCCAAUCACCGAUUCCGACCCCACCGCAUGCGGUCUGCCACAGGAAUAUGAUGCCAGCAAGAACUUCAAGGGCAAGAAAGUGGUCCUCUUCAGUGUUCCGGGUGCCUUCACUCCUGGCUGCCAGGCCCGCCACCUUCCCCCAUACAUCCAGAAGAUUGAGGAGUUCAAGAAGAAGGGCGUCGACAUUGUGGCCGUCAUCGCCUCGAAUGACGCGUGGGUGAUGAAUGCAUGGGGCAAGGUGAACGGUAUCAAGGGAGACGACAUUCUCUUCCUGAGCGACACCAAGACAUUCUUCUCCAAGGAACAUGGCUGGGCCGCAGGUAUGGGCGAUCGCAAUGGCCGCUGGGCUAUGGUCUUCGAUGAUGGCAAGGUUAUUUAUGCUGAGAACGAGAAGAGCCCCGGCGAGGUCAAUGUCUCCGGCGCUGAAGCCGUUCUUGCUAAACUCUAAGUGGGUGCGGAUGCAUCGACAACGUCUAGCAAACUGUUCAAGGCUCGUAUAGAUCAGAGCACAUAGACCCGGCCCAUAGUCUUCGGUCAUGACUCGGCUUUCGGGAUGGAUGGCAUUUUUAUGAAUACCUGCGACCUCUAUAGCGAAUAUAUAGCAAUUCGAUCACGAAGAUUGAAACCCUUGCUCGUUUGACAUGAAC
Molecule: messenger RNA, 787 nt
Organism: Mytilinidion resinicola
Lineage: Eukaryota; Fungi; Ascomycota; Dothideomycetes; Mytilinidiales; Mytilinidiaceae
Product: AhpC/TSA family protein-like protein
Exons: 5
Coding region: 85-588 (167 amino acids)
Biological process (GO): cell redox homeostasis; hydrogen peroxide catabolic process; cellular response to oxidative stress
Cellular component (GO): peroxisome; cytoplasm; mitochondrion
Molecular function (GO): thioredoxin peroxidase activity
Source: RefSeq, a predicted model, not a curated record